Messenger RNA from Protopolystoma xenopodis, 333 nucleotides. The record is from the annotation of a GenBank genome assembly. NCBI's taxonomy places the organism in Eukaryota, Metazoa, Platyhelminthes, Monogenea, Polystomatidea, Polystomatidae.
AUGUUUCUGAUUGUCUUGCAUUUCAUAGGUCUCGUUGCAGCUUUAUCCAAUCGGGAUAAACUGUUAGAAUUCGAUGCCACUUCGACGCGGCGUACUCGUGUCAUCGAUGAUGAAUUGGAUUACUUCGCCUCAGAAGCGAGUGGUCGGGAUGCUGCUUGGCUAAGUCCAGAAGUCAGACAACAAGUGGCUCAGCGGGUUCAGGAAUUGCGAGCUCAAAGGCAUGCUUCCCUAAUUGAGUCUGUCCGCAUUAGGUUUGAUUUUGCUGGCCGGCAAAUAGAAGAACAAGUGAGGCCUCGUUCUUGUAAUGUUUCUGGUCUACAUUAUAUAUCUUAG